AUGGCACAAAAGCGCAAGCCAUCGCAAAAUAUUACCAGAGAAAAUGGAACGAACAGCACCUCACGCGCUAACAAGCGGGGGAAGCCCGAUCUAUCAUCGCCGCAUCCCAAUGCGCGACAAGCGGAGGAAUUCGGCAUAGUCUUGCGACAGUUCUACCCGCCCGAGAUGAGCAACGAGCGAUGCCAAGCCUACAACGACGGCACGCUGGAGCGACCGAUGGACGCAUUGAAUCGGGCCUGUGAAGAAACGGUGGAUGCCCGUCGAUCAAUUCGGCCGAAUGCUGCCGUGGUCCACUGGUUCAAGUCCGAUCUCCGAUUGCACGAUAAUCGUGCCUUGCGGAAGGCAUAUGAGGUUGCGCGCGAACAUUCCAUCCCACUGAUCACGCUCUACAUUCUCUCGCCCGAGGAUCUCACAGCGCAUUUGAGCAGUCCCGCGCGGGUGGAUCUGACGUUGCGAACGUUGGAGCAAUUGAAGCGGGACUUGGGCGAGUUGGACAUUCCCUUGUAUAUGGAAACGCAGGAGAAACGGAGCGAUAUCCCGCAGCGCAUUAUUGAUCUAUGUCAGGAGUGGGGCGCCAAUCAUCUGUUUGCAAACAUUGAGUACGAAGUGGAUGAGCUCCGUCGAGAGGCGAAGCUGGUCCGAUUGUGUGUCGAGAGCGGUAUUGCCUUUGACAUGCUACAUGAUACCUGUGUUGUUCCUCCGGGGUUACUCAGUAGUCAACAGGGGAAGCAGUAUGCUGUAUACAGUCCAUGGUUUCGCACGUGGCAGGUGUUUCUUAUGGAUAACCCGGAUUAUCUGGAAGUGUCGGAAGAACCUGGUUCCAAUCCUGGGAAUGCUCGGAAAGUCUUUAAGGGCCUUUUCGCAAGCGAGGUCCCCGGAGCACCGGAUAACAAGCGAUUAUCCGACCAAGAGAGGGAACAUCUUCGUCAACUAUAUCCAGCGGGAGAGCACGAGGCUUUGGAUCGCCUUGAAAGGUUUCUGGCGGAGAAGGCCACGGACUACGAUGAUACGCGGAAUUCACUAUCUAAGCAGACCACAUCGGUUUUGAGUCCGUACUUUGCUUCUGGAUCCUUGAGUGCCAGAACUGCGGUGGCUAAAGCUAAGAAAGCGAAUAGAAACCAACUGGACCGCAAUGAUCUUGGCUUUGUAUCUUGGAUUAGUGAGGUAGCAUGGAGGGACUUUUACAGACAUGUGCUGGUUCAUUGGCCGUUUAUAUGCAUGAACAAAUGCUUCAAGCCUGAGUUUACAGACCUUGAAUGGGAGUACAAUGAGGACUAUUUUAAUGCGUGGUGCGAGGGAAGAACCGGAUACCCCAUCGUCGACGCUGCCAUGCGACAGAUAAAUAGCGCCGCCUGGAUGCACAACCGGUCUCGCAUGGUCGUUGCCUCCUUCUAUCGAAGGAUCUAUUGA
Molecule: messenger RNA, 1410 nt
Organism: Aspergillus bombycis
Lineage: Eukaryota; Fungi; Ascomycota; Eurotiomycetes; Eurotiales; Aspergillaceae
Product: deoxyribodipyrimidine photo-lyase
Exons: 2
Coding region: 1-1410 (469 amino acids)
Biological process (GO): circadian regulation of gene expression; entrainment of circadian clock by photoperiod
Cellular component (GO): nucleus; cytoplasm
Molecular function (GO): FAD binding; DNA binding
Source: RefSeq, a predicted model, not a curated record